Macrosiphum euphorbiae (potato aphid) is the source of this 726-nucleotide messenger RNA. Lineage: Eukaryota; Metazoa; Arthropoda; Insecta; Hemiptera; Aphididae. The record is from the annotation of a GenBank genome assembly.
AUGUACCAAAUGUACAAGGAUAAUCAUAUUCAUAAUAGUACUGUGUCCAGAUUUAUAUAUGAAAGAGAAUUUCAUAAGUUAAAGUUAAGUUUUAAAAAGCCCAAGGUAGAUACUUACCAUAAAUGUGAUAAUCUUCAAAUGCAAAUUAAAACUGCAGAAGAAUCCAAAAAUGAAGAUAUGCUGAUAACUUAUAGAAAUACUUUAAAUAUACAUCAAUCUAAUGCAGAUCUUGGUUAUAGCAGUAAAGCUAUUGAUAAAGAAAUCUCCAAGAAUAAUCCUGAAAAGGAAUGUUUUUCAUUUGAUUUGCAGCAAUGCUUACCUACGCCAUAUCUGCAGUCUUCGCUAGCAUUUUAUAAAAGACAGCUAUGGACAUUCAAUUUAACUAUCCAUAAUAACGCUGAUGGCCAAUCAUUUAACUACAUGUGGCAUGAAGCAGUUGCUGGCAGAGGUGCUAAUGAAAUCGCUUCUUGUUUAUUUAAACACUUGAUUAAUAAUACACCAAACAAUGUAACUGAAGUUACAUUUUACUCUGACACUUGUGGUGGACAGAAUAAAAAUUCUCAUGUAUCGGCCAUGUUCCUCAAAAUCAUUCAUAUGUUGCCUAAUAUAAAUAUUAUAAAUCAUAAAUUUUUAGUUUUAGGGCAUACUCACAUGGAGUGUGAUGUUGACCAUUCUCUAAUAGAAAAACAGAAAAAAAAUUCAAAUUCCUAUAUUCCACCCACAUGA